AUCUGCAGCUGUGGAAUAAUUCCGGUAGACAGCAGUCGACACAGCAGGUGUAAUGUGUAUGGAUUUUGUUUUGCACCUUGCUCGAUUGGUUGGUCGGUUGCUGAUGGAUCAAUAAAUGAAGAAAUGUCCCAUUUCUCAAGGCUCAGCUCAGUCGAACAAUCGGACAGUAUUUAAGUGAUAAGCAUUAGGCAAACAACAAGACGAAGAGUGUAUAGUGAUAGUCAUUAGUCAUAGAUGAAGUCUGUCGUCACUCGUCUUCAGACUUCAUCGUGAAAUAAUCUUAGUGACAAUUACGUUUUACAUUGUUAUUAAGAUUUAAUUAAUACAUAAUAAUAAUAACACUAGCAAUAGUUGAAAAGAUUUCGCCAUCGAUACUUUUCGUCCUUUUUAAUUCGAGUCUCGUUGUUUGAUAUUAUGUGACCUGUGUUAUAUUAACUUAACAGCCGAAUAUCACCUAUACCCAUACAAAUUUCUAUUUACUAGUCAGUUAUGAAUCAACUUUGUUCGAAUUCAUUGUUUGACUUGUCAUUACACAAACUAUGUGCUUCUAUGAAUGAAGAUGAUUUACACAAUGUUUUGAACAGUUGCUCACCGUAUAUAACACUACAAGUUGUUUGGAAGGUUUUGGGAGUAAAGGACGACUUUGAUCUAAAUGGCUUAGUUAGCUAUAGAUCUCCUAAUGAAAAUUUAGUAACAGUUCAUCGAGGCCGUGCACUUGUUCAACCGACCAAUCCAUACCCACCAAGGACCUUGUUCCCUCCACGCGUAACGGUGCUGAAUCGAAAUGAUAUCAGACACAAACAAACGAAAUUUAAAGACAAACUUAAUUUCUGUAAUCAUUUUGAUUUAAAUUUGUUUUUCAAAUUACUUAAGGAUACUGCUCAUAGAUGUCGACUCUAUACAAUAUUUCAGAUUUGUAUACAAAAAAAAGGCUUUGAAUUUCCUAUGAAGUUUGCUAUGCAAUGGAUAAGUGACAAUGUCGAACAAGAAAGUGCAAACUGUUUGCAUCAUAUUGAUCAAGGCCUUCAACUCGGUAUAUUUCUCGGCGAUAGCGGUUGGUUUAAAGAGAGUGCUCUUGUUUUGUCCUGCACAUAUGAAUUGAUUUCUAAAAACUGGGAUUGCUCUAGCCAAACUUUGGUGUUGACUAAGACUCUACAAUGCCUGACCAAAUGGUUACUGGUGACAUCGAAUUUCUACGAUUUGGACGAAGCCAAAGAAGUGCUACAACAUAUUUUGAUUAUGAUUGACAUCGUUGAAAACAGUGAUAAAAAAAAAUUGUGUAUCGCUUAUUCUUAUGUUGCUGUCUCACAGUACUAUUAUCAACUAAUGGAGUUUGGAGAGGCUUGGUUGUGGGCAGUCAAAGCUGUUUAUGGACUCACAGAGAGGAGCAGCGAAGUGCUGAAACUUCAAGUUAUCAGUCAUGCCAUACGGGUUUGCUCUGCCGCAAACAAGUUGAACACGGCUAAAGAAUUGAUCCAGGAAGUUCACAAGAUCGACGGUUACAUCGAGCAGUAUAUUUGCGUUGAUAUGCUACUCAAUGAAGCCUGCUACACGUUGAGGGCUGAUUUGGCUAAAACCAGUAUAGACAGUUACUAUAUGGCGCUAGACUGUCGAAGAAACUUGUUUGGUUAUUUCAACUUGCAAACAGCAACAGUUUUUGUCGACUAUGCGUAUGCUCGUUACGUUUGUGAUUAUGAAACGUGUGAUUUUGAAGAAGCUAUGUGUUGCGUGUUGCAAGGCAUUUAUAUUAUGGAGGUUAUCGGUUUGCCAGACGAUCAUAUGUUGGUAGUAAACGCUGGCCGAGUAAAGGCUCUAAUUUUGGAAGAAAAAGCAUUGUCAAUAAUUGAUCUCGAAUUAGACAAUGAUAUUUCGAGACGAGUAAAACAAGAUAUGCUAAAUGAAGCUGAGACCCUUCACAAUAAUGCUUUAAACACAUCGUUGAGAGCAGUCGGAGAAUCAAAUCUUCUUACAGCCAAACAUUAUUGUAAUUUGGGCAGACUUUAUCAGACUAAAGAAGAUUACAAUCUCUCUGAAGAAAUGCACAAAAGGGCUAUAGCGAUCAAAGAAUCCAUAUUGGGCAGAGACAAUCCCGAAGUGGCCCUGUCGUUAGGCCACCUCGCUAGUUUGUAUACUUACCAAUUGGAAAAUUAUCUAGAAGCCGAACACCUCUACUUGCGAUCAAAAGCCAUUUAUGAAACUAGUUUCGGUAACCAAUACACGGGAAUAUUGUACGAUCUUCAAGGGUUAGCACGGGUUUAUGAGAAACGUUACAAUUUGCCCAGGUACUCACAGUGCUUAACAUCUAUUCGACAAUUCCACGCUAAUCGUGAAGCGUGGCUCGAAAGAUUAGCAUCGUCAGAGGUAUCGACCGUCAGCGACAGAUCUACCAGUUGUAAUAUGGACGCCAUAAAAUCCAUACUCGAUGACGGUUUUCUGUGAAAAGCAUUAUAGAUAAUUAUAUUUAAGUAAGUGUAGUAUAAUAUGCAUAAAGAAAAAAAAAGGAAUUGCUUAACAUUUAGCUAUCAUCUAUCGUCAUUUAUUUAUUAAGUUACUCGACCCAUGUUAUCCUAUUGUGGUUUAGUAAGAUGAUCAUUUAUGAAUAUUGUAAUUUUUACUAAUCAUAGUAGGACGUAAUAAAUGUAAUCGGACUAGGUCUUAUCUUGUAAUCUCCGCUAUGUUACUUUUAUUCGGCCAAAAUCGUUAAACGCAAAAAAUAUUUAUUAGUUUUUAUAUUUUAUGUCUUGUUACGAUUAUUUUUAUCUAUAAUUUAUUCUAUUUCGAACUGUAUAGGUGUCAUUAAAUGUGUUUUUUUUUUUUACUUGUAAUUUAUGUUAACGAUAAAUCUUUUGAAAAAAUAAUUUUUUUUGUUUUUUUUAUAUUUAAGUGUCCUAUUUCUUGCAAACUUUUUUUAAAAGUAAAAUUUAAGGGUAGUGGUAACUGUUUCUUGUGUUUAUGGAUAGCAUAAGGAAAAAUAAAUAAAUUAUAUAGGUAUACACUAUCAUAUAGUAAUUAUACUCGUUAAUAGUAUAAAAAUACUUAUUUGACGUUAACUAGAUGAUUUUUAUCUUUAGGUUAUUAAAAAACAAAUUGUUUCAAAUAACUGUUUUAAUGUUUUUUGAACUUAUCAAUUAUUAUUAUUACUUAAGUGUAUAAAGUAAUUAUAAAACCAUUGGGUUUAUAUUAUUUUAUUCCGA
This is a messenger RNA of Adelges cooleyi (spruce gall adelgid), 3194 nucleotides long. It is a transcript of the gene Pat1, whose product is annotated as amyloid protein-binding protein 2. NCBI's taxonomy places the organism in Eukaryota, Metazoa, Arthropoda, Insecta, Hemiptera, Adelgidae. Gene Ontology annotation, molecular function: protein binding. The record is from RefSeq and is a predicted model, not a curated record. The transcript has 13 exons. The coding region runs from base 490 to 2439 and encodes 649 amino acids. Gene Ontology annotation, biological process: intracellular protein transport.